Colletotrichum karsti is the source of this 2334-nucleotide messenger RNA. RefSeq names its product copper amine oxidase. Gene Ontology annotation, cellular component: plasma membrane. Gene Ontology annotation, molecular function: copper ion binding; primary methylamine oxidase activity; quinone binding. The transcript has a single exon. The record is from RefSeq and is a predicted model, not a curated record. Bases 1 to 2334 code for a protein of 777 amino acids. Gene Ontology annotation, biological process: amine metabolic process. Lineage: Eukaryota; Fungi; Ascomycota; Sordariomycetes; Glomerellales; Glomerellaceae.
AUGACCAUCAAGAAGGCUGCGUUGAGCUUAUUGGCUCUUGCCAUCGUGCCCGCGACAUCGAAGCCUAACACAAGCCAUCCUUUCAAGCGUGCUGCCAACAUCAGUACAUGCAAUGUCAACGAAGCUGCACCUAAAGUCAAGGCACCAAAGACGAACGUCUGGUCUCCGAUCUCCCCUGACGACAACUUUGCCGUCUGGAACCUGCUACAUGAUCCAUCAACUGGUCUCAAUCUCACGGAUCCUAGUGUUGCAACUCUUACAGACAACUACGUGUACUGGAUUGACACUCUUCACACCAACAAGUCUGAUGUCUUGCCUUACCUCACCGGCACGGCUGAACCUCCUCCUAAGUAUGCUCGAGCGGUCAUCCUCUCUGGUGGUAAGGGCGAACCGGACUCUCAAGAGUAUAUGGUUGGACCACUUCCAGUCAGCGCCGAGACAAAGGUCGAGAAGCUCGACUACAUCUUCAACGGUGGCAGUGGUGGCAAGAUCCCGUUCAACAGCCGCUACUUCGAUGCUGCCCGUACUGCUGCUACGGAGCCGCUCUUGGUCUCCAUCAUGAGCAACAUCUCAGACAUUACGUCCGAACUCAUUGAUGGGGUGUACUACGGCGCAUCGGACAACCGAACAACUCUCACCUCCACAAGCGGAACGCCUCUCUCAUACGACGGGACCCAGGCUUUCCGCACGGUCAUGUUCAGAUAUCCCAACUCAGCUACCUACCUGACUCCGCUCGACUUCUUCGUAAUUCUCGACAUUCCUGGUACCGAUCCGUCUCACUACAAACUGAGGGGCAUCGUUACGAAUGAGAAGUUUUUCUCCACUGUGGACUCUUUCAGAGCUGCAUGGGAGGCUGGUGAGCUGGUUGAGACUUUCAAGCAGACACGCACACCAGACUGGGGCCUUCUCGAUUACAAGCCAGAAAUGGGCGUCCGAGACUUGGAGGACAAGCUGGCGCCUCAGAGUCUUGAAGUUGGCGGCAAGCGUUACAAGGUCGAUGAAGAGGAGAAGUACAUCGAGUACAUGGGCUGGUCUUUCUACACGUCCUAUUCUCGAACACUGGGGCUCAUGUACUACGACAUCAAGUUCAAGGGCGAGAGAAUCAUCUACGAGCUGUCUUUGCAAGAAGCAGCAGCUCAGUACGCCGGUUUCACUCCCAAGGCUGCCGGUACUGUGUACCACGACACUUACUACAGCUUGGGGACUGAUCUCGGUACCCUCGUCGAAGGAUACGAUUGCCCUUUCGGAAGCACUUUCUGGAACGUCACAUACCAUGAAGGAAACUCCUCAGUUGUCAACACCGACGCUAUCUGUAUCUUUGAAGCUGAUGCAGGAUACCCAGUUUCGCGUCACCGGUAUGGAAGCGGUAAUGAAUACGGGUUCAGCUACUUGGGAACUGUCAAAGCCUCCGCUCUUACCAUGCGGUCCGUCGCGACUGUGGGCAACUACGACUACAUGUUCGACUACAGCUUCCACGUCGACGGCUCCCUCGAUGUUACGGUUCGCGCUUCAGGAUAUCUUCAGUCGUCGUUCUACUACGCGGACCAAGGCAACUUCGGUCCCAGAAUUCAGGAAGCGACCAUGGGAUCCCUGCACGACCACAUCCUGACAUACAAAGCCGACUUCGACAUCCUCGACACCAAGAACAGCCUCGAGGUCAGCGAACUUACUGUUGUAAACCAAACACAGCCAUGGUACCCGGAGCUGGGGUCCUUCGAGCAGAUGGAGCUGCAAAAGUCCGUCAUGACAAAGGAGCAACAGUUCAACUGGCAACCCAACAACGCUGCGAUGUACUGCAUUGUGAACCCCAACGCCACCAACGCGUGGGGUGAGAAGCGCGGCUAUCGCGUGGUGCCGGGAAAGUCCAACAUUCACCUCACUCCCCUCAACUCGCCCUGGACGAAACACCAAACGCCGUUUGCCAAGUCACACCUGGCACUGUCGCGGCAACAUGACAACGAGCCGUACGCAAACAGCCAUGCCAACGUCAACCUUCCCCUGAAGCCUCAGCAGGACUUCCUAAAGUUCUUCGAUGGCGAGAACACGGAUAAUGAGGACAUUGUCUUGUGGUUCAACCUCGGCAUGCAUCACUUUACUCGAGCUGAAGACAUUCCUGUCACACUCUACAGCGAGGCCGUCAGUAGCAUUGUUUUUGCCCCACAGAACUUCAACGACAGAGCACAGGAUGGUGACUUGUUGAACCGUAGAUGGGUUGCCGUCAACGAGACGACUGGAGAACUGGAGUAUGACUCCUACGGGGUCGAACUUCCUGGGCAAUGCGAAGUGGACUUUUCUGAGCCCGUCUUCAGUAUCAAGAAAAACGAUGAGGCCUAA